AAUCACAAUUGGUAAACGGGCGGGAGAGAAGCAAAGAAAGCGUACUAAUGCAACAUCUUUGUAUUUUGCUCAUAAUCCGUGUUGAACCUACUUUUGCAAAUACUGUACAUCUAAUGCGUGUAUGAAUACGAGUAAACAUUAGGGUGCUGGAGAGGUUUGAUGAGGUUUCUUAGCGAGUAACCAAGACGACAAGGAUAGGAGGACCAAGAUGAGCCUUUUAGCCCUUCAACAGGCACCGGUGGACCUCCCUGUGGAUCCCUUGCCGGCCGAGAGUGACGCAGACAGUGGGAUGGGCUCACCCAUGGAAGCAGAGACCACUGAGAACCCGCUGCCAACAGAGCCACGAGCAGCCUCUGAUGAUGAGGAUGAUGAUGAAGACAUUUCUGUGGCGAGGAAGCCACGCUCUCGGAAAGCUCUGAGGGACAGCGACAGUGAGGAGGAACAGGAGCUACAGGGGUCGGAAGAAGCAGAGCCGAGCGGGAUGGAGGGGGGCCUCGUCCUCUCCGCAUCCAGCGAGGAUGAGCCCAACUUGGGGGAUGAGGAAAAUGGUAAGGAGGACGUGGAGAAGAAAUCUGAGAACAAGAAGACAAUCAAGAAGAAGAAAAGGAUAGCCCGUGUCGCCAUGGACAGCGAGGAGGAGGAUAGCGAGAAGGAGAACAGCAAGGAGGAGGAGGUUGAGAAAGAGGGGGAUGGUGGAAAGAAAGACGCUGGAAGAGGGAAGAAGAGGGAGAAGUCAAAGCGACGCAAGGAGAAAGAGAAGAAGAAGGAGGCGAGGAAGAAGCACCCAAAAGAGAUGAAGGAGGAGAUCCUGGCACCUGCAGGUUUGAAUGACAGCGGCUGUCUCCUUGGAGAUAAAGAUCUGUUUGAUGCAGAGCAGGAGGAUGAAGAUGAGGUAGAGGAAGAGUCUUUGGACGCCAUCAGAAGCGCUGUUAAACAGAAGGCAAAGAAGCAAAAGUCUCACCUUGACGAUGACGAUGAUGAAGAGGAGGAGGUUGAAAAGCCUAAGCAGCGUGUGGAGCGGAAGGCUGCGCGAGCUAGCAAGGAGGCUAUGAGGCAGCUGCACAGCGAGACGCAGAGGCUCGUCAGAGAGUCGAGUGUUGGGUUGCCCUACCACCUUCCAGAACCCAAGAGCAUUCACGAGUUCUUCAAGAAGAGAGCCAGACCACAGGGGCCUGGCAUGGCCCUUCUGAAGUCAGCGCAGUACCAGGCCAUCAUCCUGGAGGCCACCACCGCCAAGCAGAACCAGCAGGUGUCACAGCCCGAGGCCAGCCCUGCAGCAGUGGUCCCCGACCCCAAGAUACCUGCUAUCGAACCCACACCCACAUCCGCCCAACAACCAGAGGGCGCAGACCCUCAGGCUGACAACCCCACCGUCCAAUCGGAGGCAGCCGAGGUGAAACAGGCUGGCCAAUCCGACGCUUUGAUGGAGGGUGGCGAGUCCUCCUCCCUGACUGAUGCGGCGAUGGUGCCAUCAGUGGCUAAGGCAGCUGAGUUGGAACCACUAGUGCUUGAGGAGGAGCCUGCGGGUCCAGUAGUAGCCCCUGCUGAUUCUGAUGCAGCUUCUGCCCCUGUUGCUGCUCCUGCUGCUGCUCCUGCUCCUGCUCCUGCUGCCGCUCCUGUGGAGCCUCCUGCUCCCUCUCUGAGGACGCGUAAGGACAAGCUGGCCAGGCUGAGGGAGCUGGGCCUGGACCCGCCUCCGGUGGCCAAGCUGCAGCAGUCCGACGACACCUUUGUGGAGCUGGGGGAACCUCAGGUCAACCCAGCUCUGGAGGCCCUGAAGGACCGGUUCAUGCGUCAUGUGCAGCCGGCGGCGCGUCCCAAAGGGAAAGGGAAGGGCGAGCGCUCGCUGCAGCUGAGCGUCAUCAGGAAGGACAGCGCCCCGUCUGGACAGGAGGAGCUACGGGCCGACGCACUCACAGUCACACUUACUGAGGAGGAGGAGGAACAGCCGGUCACCAAGCCAGGUGAGCGCCUGCUGCUGCUGAAGUCUCGUCUGCAGAAGGCCAUGGCGGAGCGUCGACAGGAGGAGAGGCAGAAGAGGGCUGCCCUCUAUCGCCUUGACAACGAGGACUGUGGAGAGGAUGAGGAGGAGGCCGAGAUGACCGACUCUGAGGAGGAAGAGGGUCUAGAUGAGCUGCUGGGUGGUGGGGGUGGUGAUGAGCAGCAGGAGGUCGAAGAUGCUGAUGCUGAUGGAGGUGAUGAAGAUGAGGAGGAUAUGGAGAUGGAGGAGGCGCGCAGGAGGCCCAGGCCGGUCAUGAGGAGUCUCUCUCCCCCGCCCGAUAACGAUGGCACGCUCAUGCUGUUCGCCGGCAGCUCCUGCUCUCGCACCAGUGAUGGAGUCAAGAGGAUGGGAGCGGGACAGGACAGCGAUAAUAAACUGGAGGAAGAGGACUCUCUGUCUCUGGUGAAGGACAGCAGUCACAACAGCAGCUUCGAGCUGAUUAGCUCCAUGAUCCCCUCCUACCAGCCGGCCAAUCGGACGACAGGAACGGGAAGAGGGGGCGUGGCUUCCAGCAUGUUCCGUUCGCCCUCGCCUUGCCUCUUCCGGCCUAGCUUUCUGGGCUCCUCCUCAAAGAGUUCUGGUAAGGGCUGUGAGGCGAUAGGCGGCGGCCUGUGCCUCCCGUUACCCGUGGAGGACUCCCAGGACCUGUACGCCCCGCCCUCCCCCUCCGACCCGCCCCUGGGCGGCUUCUCGCUGGACGAGGACACGCCUACCCACACGCAGCAGGAGUCCGAGUCCGAGCCGCAGUCUCAGCUCCUGACCGCCGACGGCUUCCUGAACGUGGGCCGGCGGCCCGGCGCCCCUCCCUCCGGCUCCGCCCCCUCGUCACGCCAGCGCCUCCUGCUGGCCAGCCUGGAGGAGAACGCCAUGGACGCCAACAUGGACGAGCUGCUGGGCCUGUGCUCGGGCGGCUUCGCCACGCAGGACGCCAGCCUCUCCUCGCCCCCGCGCGGCAGCCUCCACCACCGCACCAACCCCCGUGGCUGCACCCCCAACAGCAGCAACAGUGCGGUGAUGGGCAUGGGUGCCCGCAGUCCGCCUCCCAUGGCCAUGCCGCCGCCCCCUGGUCUGCCCGAUAUGCAGACCGCCAGCUCCGACAACGACAUGGGGGAGCUGCUGGCUCUCUGCUCGGGGAAGUUUUCCAGCCCCAGUGCUACUCCUCUGACAUGUGUGUCUAGCCCCGCAUCUGGAACAAAAACGAAGCCAAGCAGAAGAGCAACGGUGGCUGAGGAUGAAGAGGCGGAGGAUGAUGACUAUGAGUUCAAGCUCCUGUCAGACGUGGAGAGCCUCAGCGGAAAGGAGGAUGACUCUGAUAAAGAGGGUGAGGAUGAUGAUGAAGAGGACAAUGAUGAUGAUGAUGAUGGUGGUAAGGAAGAGGAUGAAGAUGAUCGUGAAGAGGAAGAGGGGGAUGAGGCAGAGGAGGAGAGACAAGCGGUGUUUGGCCAGCCAAAGAAAAAGAAGAAACUGCGUCUGACUGAGUUUGUGGACUCGGAGGCUGAGCUGUCUGGAAGUGACGUGGGCAGUGAUGACGAUGAGGAUGGAGAGGAUGAGUACGAGGAAGAUGAGCUGCAGGAGGAACUGCCCUCUGACGAAGAACUCAUGGACCAGGUCAACAAGAUCCACAUGAAGCAGGUGAUGGACGACGAUAAGCGGCGUCUGCGGCUGUACCAGGAGCGGUACCUUGCCGAUGGGGACCUGCACUCAGAUGGCCCGGGCAGAACCAGACGCUUCCGAUGGAAAAACAUCGAUGACGGCUUUGACUUUGAUGGGCCUGGAGUUGAAGGAGAGGAAGAGGAGGAGGAAGAGGAGAUGGACCAGACAGAACUGCAGAGGCGGAAAGAGAGACUGGAGAGGGAGCAGUGGCUACGGGAACAGCAGUCGGCUCAGGCCAAGAAGGGCAAAAGUACAGAGGAGGAUGAGGAUGAGGAGGAGGGCUUUGGAGAGGAAGAGGACAGCCAGUUCAUGAAGUUGGCCAAGAAGGUCAUGGUCAAGACCAUGCAGAAGAAAGAGGUUCCGGUGGCCCCUGCUCAGGAGAAGCAGGCCCCCGCCUCCGACCCCUUCAGGAGACCUGCACCAACAGGAGUGGUGAGGAGGGGGUCUCUGCUGAGCCAGCCCAAGACCGUGCUGCAGAAGCUGGCCUCCAUCUCUGACGCCAACCCCAUCGGCCCACGCAACACCCGUGGCUUCCUCUUCCAGACCCUCUCCCCCGAGAAGGGCUCCGCACCCACCAACCAACCAAAACCGGCAAAGAAGAGGCUGGGUUCUGACUCCCCGGCAUCCGUUGCCAAGAGACCGCGACAGGAGGUGAAGAAGACUACUGCCCCCGGACCCCAACGAAGCAUUUUCAGCUACCUGGAGAACUAACACACACACACACACACACACACGCAUGUAUAUGAAGUCUACAUUUCCAAACAGUUUAGCUUGCAGCGUGUCCACAGGGUUUGUCUGGUACUGUUGUAUACAAUCUGUGCAGCUCACAGCUAAACUCUUUGGAUCUACAUCCCCCUCGCCCAGUUUUGGGGGACUAUGGAAUAUUAUAGCGGGUUUUCUUUAUUUUUAUUAAUGUUACUAAUGUUUUAUCAUGUAAAUAUUGUUGUAUUUGGGUUUAAAUUUAAGAUUGUUUUUAAUUGUUUUUUGUUGGGUUUUUUUACUUGUAUGUAUUUUAGUAUGCUGUAAAUAAAGGAUAUUUUAACGUACA
Messenger RNA from Engraulis encrasicolus (European anchovy), 4703 nucleotides. RefSeq names its product claspin. Bases 209 to 4366 code for a protein of 1385 amino acids. NCBI's taxonomy places the organism in Eukaryota, Metazoa, Chordata, Actinopteri, Clupeiformes, Engraulidae. The record is from RefSeq and is a predicted model, not a curated record. Gene Ontology annotation, molecular function: anaphase-promoting complex binding. Gene Ontology annotation, biological process: mitotic G2 DNA damage checkpoint signaling; activation of protein kinase activity; mitotic DNA replication checkpoint signaling. The transcript is spliced from 24 exons.